AGGCUGGUCUGGAGCGGGUCUGAGAGGAGCCUGGCUCUGGUUUGGAGCGGAUUUGUCCCGGUUUGGAGCUGGUUUGUAACGGGUGUGGACCGCUGGGAAAGAAAGAAGGAGUGAAAGUUUGCUUCAGCUUCGGUUCACGUCUCUGCAGCACUGUCGUCAGUCAUGUUCCGGUAGAGACCGGCUCCACGGCGCCCACCAUGCGGAAGCAUCUGGACAGGAUCCGGUUCCGGGGCCAGAGACGAGACGAGUUCCUGGAUCUGGCCGAGUCGCCCAACACGUCUGACACAGAAUGCACUGAGGAGUUUGUGAUUAAACCCCGCGUCUCUGUCAGAGAGUUGGAGGAGCUGAGGGAGGCGGAGGGAGAGCAGCAGAGUGACGCUCAGGCUGGUCCAGGAUCAUUUUCUGCAGCUCUCCAAGAAGACCAGAGGACAGAUCUCAACGAGGUCAAAGGUCACCUAGAAAUCGCCUUGUUAGAGAAACACUUCUUACAGGAGGAGCUGAGGAAACUUAAAGAGGAGUCCAACGUGGAUUCAAUGAGACAGGAGCUGGAGAGGGAGCGCAGCAGAUGCAACGAGCUGGAGCAGAAGAUCAACGACAUCUUGAGAUCCAGUCUUGAAGACUCACCUUCUCAGACACCUAAAGCCCCGCCCCCACCCGCUCCCCCACCGGCAGUCAGCGGUACAGACAAACAGAAGGACACUCUGUCCAACAGCUUCCUGAAAUGGCUUUAUGAUCGUUUUGGCGUUUAUAUCGAGGACUUCCGCUUCCAACCGGAGGAGCAGACGGUGGAGACGGAGGAGCCGCUGAGUGCCAAGAGGUUGACUGAAAACAUGAGACGGCUCAAACGAGGAUUCAAACCUGUGACCAACUUCAAGAGGAACCUUACUGCCUUAUCCAGCUGGUACUCCGUCUACACAUCGGCCAUUGCCUUCAUUGUCUACAUGUAUGCAGCGUGGCAUGGCUGGGCCAUCCCCAUGUUCCUGUUCCUCGCCAUCAUCCGCUUGUCCUUGAAUUACCUCAUCGCCAGAGGCUGGAGGAUCCAGUGGAGCAUCGUACCUGAAGUCUCAGAGCCCGUGGAGCCUCCUAAAGAAGACCUGACUGUGUCGGAGAAGUUCCAGCUGGUUCUGGACGUCGCUCAGAAAGCUCAGAAUCUGUUUGGGAAGAUGGCCAACAUCCUGGAGAAAAUAAAGAAUCUGUUCAUGUGGGUUCAGCCAGAGUUGACUCAGAAGCUGUACGUUGGUCUGUUGGUGGCCUUCAUCUCCUCCUGCCUGCUGCCGUACAAACUGCUGGGAUUCUUCAUAGGUGUAUACGCAGGUAUAAAGUUCUUCAUCAUCGACUUCAUCUUUAAGAGUUGUCCCAAGCUGAGGCAACGCUAUGACACCCCCUACAUCAUCUGGACCAAUUUACCCACCGACCUGCAGCUGAAGGAGCGCAGCAGCAACACCACCAGCAGACGGGUUCCUGUGUCCGGGGGCCGAAGCACCUUAGGCGCUGCAGCUCCUCUGGGUGUCAGCCGGGACGAGGACGGAGGACGAUACUACAGCACCAAGAGAGGAGCUUUUCACGAAGUCUUCAACCUGCCGGAGAGUGAGCGCCCUCUGACAGUGUGUGAGAACGGCUGGCGCUGCUGCCUCAUCAACAGAGACAGGAAGACACCGACAGACUACAUCCGCAACGGAGUCCUCUACGUCACUGAGAAGCAUCUGUGUUUCGAGAGCUCCAGCUCCAGGUCUGGAUCCUCCAAGAGGAACAAAGUCAUCAAACUCAAAGACAUCACCGACAUCCAGAAGUACAAAGUUCUGUCUGUGCUUCCUGGUUCUGGGAUGGGUAUCUCCAUAGCGACGCCAUCCACCCUGAAGCCGAUGGUGUUCGGUGCGAUGAUCCACAGAGACGAGGCCUUCGACGUCAUCAACACUCAGUACCUGAAGAUCGUUACCAUGGCUACAGCCACCAACCCAGAGCCAUAGGCUGUGUUCAAAAAUCACUCCCUAUUUACUAUAUAGUGCACUAUAUUUACUGUCUGCCAUUUUAUUUGGGUGUCUGAGUGUGGAAAUGCACUAUACAGUGCCCGCAAAAAUUCCACACUGGAAUGAAAAAAGUACUGUCCAUGGCAUUAACACUGUCACUUUUUUCACCAGUGACAUCUUCAAACCGCUGCAGUUCUGCUUUCGUAUGAUUAGGGUUACCUCUUCAGUCAUCAAACUAAAUGAUUCAGUGACAUUAAAUCACUGUUUAAUAUUAUAUUAAUAUCAGCCG
Siniperca chuatsi (mandarin fish) is the source of this 2256-nucleotide messenger RNA. RefSeq names its product GRAM domain-containing protein 4-like. The record is from RefSeq and is a predicted model, not a curated record. Lineage: Eukaryota; Metazoa; Chordata; Actinopteri; Centrarchiformes; Sinipercidae. Gene Ontology annotation, biological process: negative regulation of toll-like receptor 9 signaling pathway; apoptotic process. Bases 198 to 1967 code for a protein of 589 amino acids. The transcript is spliced from 19 exons.